This is a messenger RNA of Vigna angularis (adzuki bean), 854 nucleotides long. RefSeq names its product ubiquitin-conjugating enzyme E2 20. The record is from RefSeq and is a predicted model, not a curated record. NCBI's taxonomy places the organism in Eukaryota, Viridiplantae, Streptophyta, Magnoliopsida, Fabales, Fabaceae. The transcript is spliced from 6 exons. The coding region runs from base 171 to 710 and encodes 179 amino acids.
AGUCGCACUUUUUCUCAUUCAAUAGUCAUCACAACUUCUUCUUCUCAUAACCCUUUGCAAGAAGGAAGAUUCAUAUUGAGAACACUGCUAUCUCUGUCUUCCUUCAUCUUCUUCUUUCUGCAAAUCAAGGGUUAUUUAUUUAUUCUUUUUAUUCAUUCCAUUCUCUCAAUAUGGCUACUAACACCAUUCACGGAAACAAUGAAUCUGCUCAACCCAACAACAUUGCUUCCUCAAAGCAGCCUCUCCCUCCUGCCAAGACAGUUGAUUCUCAAUCUGUUCUCAGAAGGCUGCAAUCUGAAUUGAUGGCUUUGAUGAUGAGUGGAGAUUCUGGGAUAUCUGCAUUUCCUGAAGAGGACAACAUAUUUUUCUGGAAAGGAACAAUCAGUGGAAGCAAAGAUACUGUGUUUGAAGGCACAGAGUAUAAGCUGUCUCUCUCUUUUCCCAAUGAUUACCCUUUUAAGCCUCCAAAAGUCAAGUUUGAAACAACCUGCUUCCACCCCAAUGUUGAUGUGCAUGGCAAUAUAUGCUUAGACAUACUCCAGGAUAAAUGGUCAUCUGCAUAUGAUGUCAGAACAAUUCUUAUAUCCAUCCAAAGUCUGCUUGGAGAGCCAAACAUUAGUUCACCACUAAACCCACAAGCAGCACAGCUAUGGAGCAAUCAAGAAGAAUACAGGAAGACGGUUGAGAAGUUGUACAAAUCUGGAAAUUGAUGAAUCUAGUGGGAGAAAAGAUGAAGCCACAGUUGGUUUUUUAGGUGUCCUUUUCUGAGGAGCCUGUUUUUAUAUUUUUAUCAUUUACCAAUCAUUGUAUGUUCCUUUCUUUUCUUUACAAUCAAAGGUUAAAAGGUUCUGUUA